AGUAGUGUUCUUAUAUUCAGCGAUUUCUCAAUUCUCAUCUACGGAGACCAAAACGUUUAGGACUUAUUGAUUCAACUUGCGCCUCGACAGUGAAUAUGUUAAAAAAAGGUGUCUGGAUAUAUGUAUAUAUAUUUUUCACGCGCGCGACCAACUAACAUUGCGAGCAAGAGAGCGAUCUGGGGCCGGAGACGCCAGCAAUAUGUCAGCGGAUACAGCUUCAGCACAUAAAAAUCAAUAUGGCGGUCGUUUUGCACAAAUUUCGAUGUUACGCAUUUCGACCGUUUAUUUCAGCAGAAUCACAAGUCAGGUCUUGUGUUCGCUGCCUAAGGACGAGUCAAUUAGUUUGUGGCAUGGAAGAGUUCUUUCCACCAGGAGUUAUUGAGAAAGGAGAACUGGCACCAGAAUCGGUGAAAACAGGUAGAAAAUGGCGUGCAAAUGAACUGAGGGGCAAAAGCAAUGAAGAUCUUCACAAACUAUGGUAUGUGCUUUUAAAGGAAAGAAACAUGCUAAACACAUUACGGCAUGAGGCGAAGAGACAGGGUGUGCCCAUGCCCUCACCUCAAAGAUGUUAUAAGGUGCAGAAGUCAAUGGCAUCAAUUAAACAGGUGCUCGGAGAACGGGAAAGAGUGUUGAAAAUCUUGGAAAAAGAAGUAUGGCCAUUUGACGAAGUUCCAGAGGAAAAACCAGUAACAGCCUUUGAUGAAGCAAAAUCAGAAUUUUCUGAUAGGAAGAAAGAUUAUCGUUUCUUGGCAUCGAUCCUGAAACAGGGGACUGAAGCUGCAGAAUAAACCAAUAUGAUUACUGCUUUUAACUCUUUCCCCCAGGCUGAGAGUGCUCAAGUGCAAAUCAUCAUUGGAAUGGCUGACUAGCAUUUCAUCCAGAGACUUAACAUUUGGAACAUGACUCUAGAAGGGAAAGAGUUAAUUAAGUGACAUGGCAUGUCCUUGUGAAACACAGUUGAUGUCAUAACGACCUUUAAAGUUCCCAGGUUUAAUCUCAUACUAAUUGUUAUUUCACAAAAGCAAUGCAUCGAAGUGUCUCCAUGUACACAUGUUGCUUCAAAGCUGUCAGAACUGCCUUAUGAAUUACAUGGCAGAACAAACAAUUUAUCACAGGAUUGAUCAAAUGCCUGUAAUCUCUGAAGAAAACAAUUUUACAAUAUACAAAAGUUAAUUGGACAGGCCAAAAAAGCCCACUGCUCUUGUAUACAUGUACAUGUACGCUGUGUAAAAUAAUGUCGACUUUAUAUUACACAAAAUUAGUUUAGUAGACAACGCAUUACUUCAUCAUGAUGGUAACUUUAUUCAAGAGAUGCUUUUCCUUUUAUAUUAAAAUAACUACAUGUACAAACUUCAAUGCCUCUAUGAUUUUAAAACACUAUAUGAAAUCUUUCUUUUUUAACUGUUCAGGUACAGUGAGUAAGACUGUACAAAGCCAGAUAAGUCAUAUUGUAUCUUUGUUGUGCAUGUUAUGUGUGGAAAAUAUUUUUCAUUUUACAGUACCACCUGAAAUUACAGUAUAUGCUAUUAGUCACGGGUUUUAUGAGGUGUUUUGCUUCAUCAUCAGUAGGAAAUUAUCUGGAUCCAAUCUCAGAUGUUAUUCCCUCAGGGAACAAAAAAAAUGCAAAAAGUGUACAAAGGAAGAUGUUUGUCAACUUAUUUUAGCACAGCUUUUGUAACCACUUGAAUGUGCUUUAGUCUGUACAAUGAACCAAAAUCAGAACACUUCGAGGGUUGCAGCAUCCAAGUCGAUUCUAGUGCACAGAUUUCUGUUCAAAAAAGCCAGCUUAUACUUGCUAUUGUG
Messenger RNA from Orbicella faveolata, 1803 nucleotides. Its product is annotated as large ribosomal subunit protein uL29m-like. Gene Ontology annotation, molecular function: structural constituent of ribosome. NCBI's taxonomy places the organism in Eukaryota, Metazoa, Cnidaria, Anthozoa, Scleractinia, Merulinidae. The record is from RefSeq and is a predicted model, not a curated record. Gene Ontology annotation, cellular component: mitochondrial ribosome; mitochondrial large ribosomal subunit. Gene Ontology annotation, biological process: mitochondrial translation.